AUGGCACCACGGCGCGGCUGCGACUCGUUUUUCUGUGGCUGGCGACUCGUGGGACUCCUGGCGGUGCUGGCGACCAGGCGGUUGCAGUUCAUUGCGGCCUUCGCAUCGGGGCCUGCACUGGACAAAAAGGCUGUCCCCUUGCAGCACCUCGUCACUUCAGCACCGCUGCUGCGCGGCACAAAGGUGGGCGGCGACGAUGCACCGGUGGUGUUUCUGUUGGACAAACAUGCCCAGCACCUCACGCGAUACAUCCUCGAGGACCCCGACGGCCCUUUCCAUGCAAAGACCUUGGAGUGGCCACAGCGUCUCUACGAUGAUGUCCAUGGCAAGAAUGAGCCCGACGACGAGGAUUGGGUCGAUGCGGAGAACUGGAAACGCUGGGAUUUUCAGUUCUCGAAACGGGAGCCCUUCAUGCUGAAAGCCGAUUGGCAUUCAGUGCCUGGAUGGGGCGACUCCUUCGAAAUCUUCGUGCCGCGGAAGAACAAGGUGAUGCCUGUGAGACAGGCGCCAUUGAGAUUGGUUGCCUUUCUUGAAGCCUUCCGAAGGGUGAACGAGGAGUGCUGGCAAGAGAUCCUUGCUGAGCUGAGAGUGAUGCAAGCUCAGAAGCCCGAUGAUUAUCCGAGGAGUCGUUUGCUGCGGAUUCUCAUCGAGGACUUCGAAGAGCGCGGCUUCUUUGGGGCCAUCGAAGCGCAGGCGGGUCCGGGGCGGCGGAAAGAGAUGCAUUGGCACCGCGACGGGGCCACGGGCCUGCUCCACUUGGGGAUCACGCUCAGCGGCAAGCGGCGCUUGCAGCUGCGGGCGUGGAUGGAGGAGGAGUGGACGCAAGAGCUCUCGAUGUCAGCAGGUCACAUCUACCUGUCCUCGCCCUUUCUCUUCGAGCACUGCAUCAGCUACCGCCCGGAGGAGCCAACGCUGGCGCUGAUGUGUCGCUUUGGUUUCAUGGACGAGGAGGACUCCCUCUGGGUGAAUCACCUUCGAGGCCGAGAUAUGUUGGAGGCGAACCUUUUGGGAAUCGCGGCUGAGGGGAGAAUGGAGCGAUUUGUUUUUUUUUUGGUGUCCAAAAUCACUUUGAAGUCUUUUUUCUCCCAUAGAAUUGGUAUUCCCAGCUUUUUGUGGUGGCGCCAUUGA
Cladocopium goreaui is the source of this 1128-nucleotide messenger RNA. NCBI's taxonomy places the organism in Eukaryota, Dinophyceae, Suessiales, Symbiodiniaceae. The record is from the annotation of a GenBank genome assembly.